AUGGAGACCCACAAGCUGCAACCGUGGGAAGCGGCCAAAAUACGGGCCAUCUUUUUCUUCGUCGGGCUCCUGUUGAGUCUUCCGUCCCACGUGGUAGUGAAUGUAUCCUUCCUGAUAAAUCGCAUAUACAAUGAAGAUAUUUUCGUCGUGGUAAUGGGCAUCCUAUCUGGGUGCAUGAUCAUCUCCUCUGUAUUUCAGUUAACCUUUGAAAGGACAUCCUUCAAAUCGAUCAUGGUGCUUAAUUCUUUAAACCUAGCCAGUAUGCUGCUCCUCCUAGUAGGCAUAAGCAUUCUAAAAUGUUCAAAGUAUUACGUGUACGUAAUCUGUGGCAUCAUUGGCUUGUUUAUUGGUUUCCUGUAUUCAUCCUCCAUCAAGUACUCUCUUCUUAUGGCGAUAAAAGUGAAUGGCUACUUAAUCACAGGAAUCAGCUUCAGUGCCCUCUUCUUCUUUUUAAUAAAUUUGUUAAUGUCUUAUGUUACUAUUGAAGAUGGAAAUAUCGAGUCAUAUUACAAUGCCAUUUCUUUAUCCAUUGGAACUAUUGUCGUGAUUGAAGUUUUCAUCAUUUUAUUUAUUAUGUAUGUACAAAUAAGCUCUCCUUUCUUUAAAGAACAGCGCAAGAAAAUUGACCUCGAGAUUUAUCACAAUGCUAAUAGGGAUAGGGAGUUGAGCUCCAUUGAACAUGGAAACAUUAAGAAACAGAAUACUGGCUUGUCCACAUUUUCUUCCAAGUCGAGGGAUGCCGGUAUACAUAUGUCUGUGCUCACGUCGUGCAAAGAAAAAAUUAUCAACUUCAAGAAUAUGUUUCAUUUCUCCAACAUCACUGACGGAGCUCGGCUCAUUAAGUACUACUACAACUGCCUCAUCCCUAUAUCCUUUUCCAUUUUCGUCACCUCCAUUGUGUACCCCCACAUAAUUCCCAACAAGCUCGGAAAAGGCGUCUACGUGAGCUACCUGUUCAUAUUUUUGUACCAGCUGAGCGACAUGCUGUUCAACAUCGUCGUGACGGUGUACGUGAACGCCUUUAAUUUCCUGAAGCAAAAGUACGUUGUUAUGCUUUGCAUAAGUAGAGUUAUCCUCUUAGGCAUCGCAUUCAAAAUGAAGAAUUUAGAUGAUGGAAGCUAUAUGCGCUCGAACGUGUUCGUAUCAGUGCUCAUAUUUAUAUUGGGUGCUACCAACGGUUCGUUAAUAAAUCUUAGUUACGCCAGAAUACGUGACUGCUUUGAAGAAUCCAGCACGAAGGAACAGAAGAUCGGCGUGUCUUCUUCCUUUUGCGUCCUCGCUCUGUUGACAAGUUUUGCUAUGGCGCCUUGGUUCUGUAAGGCGAUCAUUGAUUUGUGA
Messenger RNA from Plasmodium fragile, 1338 nucleotides. RefSeq lists its product as uncharacterized. The record is from RefSeq and is a predicted model, not a curated record. NCBI's taxonomy places the organism in Eukaryota, Apicomplexa, Aconoidasida, Haemosporida, Plasmodiidae. The transcript is spliced from 2 exons. The coding region runs from base 1 to 1338 and encodes 445 amino acids.